ACAUGUCGCCGAGAACAAUAGCCAUUCUGCCCGAUGUUAAGAUCGAUCGACCUAAGAGACAUAACACCAGGGCAGUUUCAAACAUUCGGAUCUGCGGUUUUCAGUAGUGUGGUUAUUUUAAGAAGAACGAAGAGUUUGUCAACAACUUUUGCAGGGCAAGAUGGUUUUUCCCUUUCUUGUACGUUUAGUGAUCUGUGCCAUAAUGUCUGCUGUGGCGAUAGCUCACAACGACAGGCUUCAGUGGACGACUAAUUACCUCAUGAAUAAUGGGCAAGGAGAAGAAAAUAACAAAGAAAAUCCAGGCAAGAACAUUUCGAUCCCACGUUCUUGUCUUGAGCAUUUGAAAAAUGGAGAAACUGGAGCCAAGGACUUCAGCAUCAUGACACCAAACGGACUACAGCAAGUGUUCUGUGACCUGAGGUCUGAACCUGGCUCUGCCUGGACACUAGUGUUAUCCCAUCGAAUGGAAUACAGAUUUAAAGAUAACAUCGCCCCCUUCCAGAAAUCCUUGAACAUGAACCUUCCGGUCAACGACAAGUCCCCCAACUACAACAUGUACCGUAUGACGCUUGCCCAGAUGACCAACAUCAAAUCCCAUUCCACUCAUUGGCGUGUCACCUGCAAUGGAGCUUCAUGGGUAGACUAUCGUGAUUACCUCCGCGUUCGCUUUGCUGACCYGGACCCCCUGACCUUCCUUGGCGGAGCAACKUGUAAGAAAGUCGAGUACAUUAACAUUCGUGGUCACGUGGGUAUUGAGGUCACCGCUGCAUUCUGGCAGUUAGCCAAUAAGGAGAUCCUCCAUCAUGACAGCAGCGCAAGUCAUUGUUCAUUUGGUGCAUCCCCAGSUUACGUGCCCAGUGAAGACAACUUUGGCUUUUACAAGAAUAUUAACAAACAGUUUAAAUGCUCGUCGUAUAAGACUGUAACAUCCAACAUGUGGUUCGGUGCCUACCUGUAAUCUUGCUUCGCCUCCUUAUGAUUGAAAACAACAAAGAAUAGAAAAGCAAAAUUAGAACUGAAUUGAUCGAUCGAUGUAGUCUGUUGUACGACAAUCUGAAUGUUAAACGUUUGUCAGAUCUCUAGAUGAAACUACUUCAAUUAAAAACUAAGCAGCAUCAUACAAAA
Molecule: messenger RNA, 1125 nt
Organism: Actinia tenebrosa (Australian red waratah sea anemone)
Lineage: Eukaryota; Metazoa; Cnidaria; Anthozoa; Actiniaria; Actiniidae
Source: RefSeq, a predicted model, not a curated record